Molecule: messenger RNA, 1070 nt
Organism: Electrophorus electricus (electric eel)
Lineage: Eukaryota; Metazoa; Chordata; Actinopteri; Gymnotiformes; Gymnotidae
Gene: blcap
Product: bladder cancer associated protein
Source: RefSeq, a predicted model, not a curated record
CGGGCGCUAUUUGUGGGGUCCUGACUGUUGGCUAAAUCUACGCAACCAUUUGUGGAAAGUCGGUGUUUUUGAGAAUCUACGCUUCAUAUUAAAGAAUGACAGGCUUGACCUGAUACUUGGACAUCAGACCUUAUCCCACUCCAACAGUGGUGGGUGUUUGUGUUGUCUCACCACCCAUCAUUCUGGACAUCUGAUUUGAUACCUGGCUACUCACAAAUACUGCGGAGACAAUGUACUGCCUCCAGUGGUUGCUUCCUGUCCUGCUGAUCCCCAAACCGUUGAACCCAGCCCUCUGGUUCAACCACUCAAUGUUCAUGGGCUUCUACUUGCUCAGCUUCCUUCUGGAGAGGAAGCCAUGUACCAUUUGUGCCUUAGUAUUCCUUGCAGCAUUGUUUCUCAUCUGCUAUAGCUGCUGGGGAAACUGCUUCCUGUACCACUGCCAUGACUCUCCACUGCCAGACUCUGCACAUGAUCCCAACAUUGUGGGCACCUAGAUUCAGUCACCAGAUCUUCAAAAAACAGCAACAACAAAAAACUCAACUCUCCUUCAUAAUAUUCUCAACGCAGGCCCUGGACAAUCUCUAUCUAGACUUUGAAUGAACCCCAGCAGAAAUGCUGAGAAACUUGCCCAAGAUGAGAACCUCACUGCAGGCCCACCAUGACUUAUCACAAAAGCUCUCUCAAGUCACUGCUUUAUUCUCCACUCUGUGGGGCAAAGGUAUUUUUACUUUUGGUUUUGGGAUUGAAAACUUGCAUGGGUUGCUUCUAGGGUUGUUCAGUGUUAUGGUCAUUCUGCACAACCUUAUUUUAAUUUCUGGAUGCUGAGAGAUUCCAAAGGGUAGUUGGGGUGGAUGGGUGGGUGGGUUAUUUUUCCUGUCACAUGUUACCGAUCAGUUUGAAUCUUAAAGUCUGAGGUAUUACCAUUAGUGGUGAAUGUCAAGACCGAGCUUACUUGAGGUUGAGUGUGCCAGAAAUGAAUAAAUGCACUUCUAAGCAGCUCAGUUUGUUCAAAUGCUGUCACAACUUUUAAUUCAAUAAAGUUUAUAAGCAAAGCAAAAUUACACAGUAAA